AUGCAAUAUCAAAAGAUUGGACAUACAGAUAUUGAAAUAUCUCGUAUAAUUCUUGGUUGUGGCUCGUUUGGAGGUAUUGGCUCGGCUCCUGAAUUUUUUGGUCAAGGUGAAAAUGAGGAACAAUCACAUGAAAUUCUUGAUGCUGCUGUUCGUCUUGGUAUAACAACAUUUGAUACAGCUGAUGCUUAUGGUGGCGGUAGAAGUGAAACAUAUAUAGGAAAUUGGUUAAGAAAAUGUGAUAAAAUAGUUCGAAAUAACAUAGUAUUAAGUUCAAAAACAUAUAAUCCAAUGUUUAUUGGUGAUAGUAAAGGAUUAUCAAGAGAAAGAAUAUCAGAGAAAAUUGAUGGUACAUUAAAACGUCUUGGAAUAAAACAAUUGGAUAUGUAUCUAUCACAUGAAAUGGAUGUGCAAAUAACUCUUGAAGAAACACUUAGUUGUUUUAAUGACUUACAAAUAAAUGGAAAAAUAUCAGCAUAUGGUGCAUCCAAUAUCAGUUGUGAACAAUUAGAAAAAAGUAUAUCAAUUUGUGAUAAUUUGAAUUUACAUCGAUAUGAAUGGAUACAAAAUUCUAUGUCAUUAUUGAAUUAUCGUGAAGCCGAACGAAUAUUACAAAUCUGUUCGAAAUAUGGUCUUGGUUUUACUCCUUACAGUCCAUUAGCAGGUGGUUGGUUAACAGGAAAAUAUCAGCGAGAUGUUAAUUAUGAACCUGGCUCUCGAAUGACACUACGACCUGAACCUUAUGAAAAUUAUGUUCAACAUCAGAAUAGUAUAUUUGAUGGAUUAAAUUCAAUGAAAAAAAUCAGUAAAGAACGAUUUGGUGAUAUAAGUAUUGCUGGUUUAAGUUUAGCUUGGUUACUUAGUGAUUGUCGAAUCACAGGAAUAGUUAUUGGACCUCGUAAACCAGAACAUUUGAAACCGAUAGAAGAAGCAUUAAACAUACAUCUUAAUGAAACAGAUCGAAUCGAUUUAGCUAAUCUAUUUCCAGUGUUAUAA
Messenger RNA from Adineta steineri, 993 nucleotides. The record is from the annotation of a GenBank genome assembly. NCBI's taxonomy places the organism in Eukaryota, Metazoa, Rotifera, Eurotatoria, Adinetida, Adinetidae.